UCCCCUUCGCUAGAGUCCGUCAUGACCGACACGUGGGAUGACACCGCUCUUCCUCCGAUGAGCUCGAAACAGCUCAUCGUCAGCACUCGUCGCGCACUUCCCGCCGAAUUAUCGCUGCUGUCCGGCACGUUGCGCGGCCCUUCCCGCCAGGGACCAGUGCCUGCCCCUGCCGAGCCGGCGACCGUGCUUGUGCGCGGUUCCAGUACCCAUCGACGCACUGGCAGCACGUUGAAGACCGUCAUGCGCAAGAUUUUCACCCGUAAGACGCGCGGGGAUGAAAGCGUAUCCCCGCCGCCACGGGGGGGCAGCACCAGUCCAACCCUGGAACGCUCCCUGCCCUCACAUGCGUUGACCUUUGGAUCUCGACAACCGCACCAAGCUCCCCCGCUGUUUACGCCCUCCAAUGGCACGGUCACCUCGUUCGCGGAAGCCCUGCAGAAGCUGGACUCGCACCCGCGACGUCGUCGUGCCACUCUUCCCAGCCUAAUUUUAUCCGAUGAUGGAUCCCGCGGCGCGCUGGAGGCGGCCGUGCAGGGCCGGCCCGUCAGCAAGCGCGACAAUAGCCCUCAUGCAACUAGUGAUCCCCUGGAUGUCAGCCGUCGCCGCGAGCGCCAGCAGCUCAAGCGCCGGUCGCGGAGUGCCGCCGCCCUGCGCGGGAUGGCCCAGGAACACCACCAUCUCAUGUCACCGAUCCAAUGGCGUCGUCGCAGCUUGGAGUCUUGCGCAGCCUCAACCGCCUUUGGCGCCCCCUCCGAGGCCGACCGUCCACCGACCCGGACUACCGUCGCCAGCGCGCCGGCAUUGCCCACCGAAGCCUCUGUGCUGGCAGAGGAGCCAAUCGAGCCUGAGGCUCCCAUGGAAUCCGACACGGAAGACGACCCAGAGCCAGAGCCGGCUUCGACGAACGUCGGCACGCUGGUCACUUCUCUGCAGCAGGACGAGCAGAUCACGCUGGAGCAGCGGCUCAACAUGUUGGAGGUCAAGAUGGUCGAUCUCGAAUUUGCCAUUGCCCGUUUGCAGACCGACCGCAGUGAAAGUCCCAGCGAGAGACGGACAGCGUCGCCCGUCAAGCGGCAUCGUCGCAAAGCAUCCUCGGGGCCGAAAGCCUCGCCGCCGCCCCCGCCGCCUGUGCCCGAACUGCCCGACCGCCCUACCAGCACCAGCACUCUCCGCCCGAACCAGCUGCAUCGCUCACGCACCCUCCAAGCUCCAUCCUCGACCUCCCUCACCGACCCCAACACCAUCUCGGUCGAGCAGUACAGCGCCCUGGUCAUGCUGCUACGACGGGAGCAGACGGCGCGCCGCGGCCUGGAGCAGCAGGUGGCCAGUCUGCGGGAGGAUAUGGAGCAGUUGACGCAGAUGGCGCGGGAGUCCAUGGGGCUUGGCAUGGGGCCGAUCUACCCAAUUCCGAUUUCUGAUUUACAGGAUCUGCGACGUCUGCGUCCUGGUGGGGGGUUGUCGUCCAGCGAGUCUUCUCGGCCGGAGACUGUGGGCGUGCCGGGCGAGAGCGACUCGGAGUGGGAGCGCAACGAGCUCCCGGGCAACAACAAGCCUUUGCCGGUCAAACCGCCGGAGGUACUUUCGUCGCGAUGGUCCCCGGGUCGACGAAUGGAGCUUGGCGGGAUGAUAUGA
This is a messenger RNA of Aspergillus saccharolyticus JOP 1030-1, 1632 nucleotides long. RefSeq lists its product as uncharacterized. The annotation marks the transcript as partial. NCBI's taxonomy places the organism in Eukaryota, Fungi, Ascomycota, Eurotiomycetes, Eurotiales, Aspergillaceae. The transcript has a single exon. The record is from RefSeq and is a predicted model, not a curated record.